Molecule: messenger RNA, 2464 nt
Organism: Plutella xylostella (diamondback moth)
Lineage: Eukaryota; Metazoa; Arthropoda; Insecta; Lepidoptera; Plutellidae
Gene: SF2
Product: splicing factor 2
Cellular component (GO): nucleus; cytoplasm
Molecular function (GO): mRNA binding
Source: RefSeq, a predicted model, not a curated record
GUUUCCGAUUCCGUCGCGGCGCGGCUAGCGGUCGCCAUCUUGAAAUGUCAAACUGAAACGCCGCCGGGAGAAAUUUGUACGAGUUUUUAAUUAAAAUUGAGAGAAUAUUACUUCAUAGAUAAUUAAUCAACAUGUCUGGUGGAGGAAGUGGUAGUAACAGAAAUGAGUGCAGAAUAUACGUUGGUAAUCUACCCCCCGACAUAAGAACAAAGGAUAUCCAAGACUUAUUCUACAAAUUCGGCAAAGUCACAUUUGUCGAUCUGAAAAACAGAAAAGGCCCACCAUUUGCUUUCGUCGAGUUCGAGGAUCCAAGAGACGCGGACGACGCGGUGCGCGCCCGUGACGGCUACGACUAUGACGGCUACCGUCUCCGCGUGGAGUUCCCCCGCGGCGGGGGCGGCGGCGGGCGCGGGGGGCGCGGCGGCGGCGGCGAGCGGUUCGCGAGGGGCGCGGGAAGAGGACCACCGGCCAGGAGGUCGGAGUACCGGGUGAUGGUGACUGGGCUGCCACCGUCGGGGUCGUGGCAGGAUCUUAAGGAUCACAUGCGUGAGGCCGGUGACGUGUGCUUCGCCGACACGUUCAAGGACGGCUCCGGGGUGGUGGAGUUCCUGCGGCACGAGGACAUGAAGUACGCCGUCAAGAAGCUGGACGACUCGAGGUUCCGUAGCCACGAGGGAGAAGUAACAUACAUCCGUGUGAAAGAGGACUACGGCGGCGGCAGCGGCGACCGCUACGGCGGGGGUGGCGGCGACCGCGACCGUGACAGGUCUCGUUCCUACUCCCCGCGGCGGCGCGGCUCGCCCACCUACUCGCCCGUGCGGCGCUCCUACAGCCGCUCGCGCUCGCGGGAGCACCACGCCUAUUGACCACAUGUGCUCCGAAAUGACGGGAUCUAAAGGAUUAAAUAAAAAAGGAUCAUGAAACCUUCAGGGUUCGAUCCCCGCACAGCCCACUGGACUGGACGGAUUGUCACGGACUUAACGUAACGGAUUUAACAUUUUCAUUUUGGGUUCGAUUCCCAGAGCACAAAGGAUAAAAGGAUGGAUUUAUUCAAGGACUGGACUGGUAAGAUACGGAUGGACCCCCAACGCGGCCGGGUUCGAUUCCCGGUCGCUCCCUUGACGUAGCGAAGGAUCGGAAGGACUCUGAAGUGGAUUCUCUGGAUGGAUAGUGUGGAGACAGGGCGGAUGCCGACGGAUAAGCUAACUGAGGAUGGUUUGAUCGACAGCUGACGGCGGCGCGGCGGCGGCGGCGGCGGCGGAGUAGCGAGCGCCCCCGGGGUCAAGGAAGGUUCUAGAUCUACCCUCCGAUAAUGCCCUAACUUUUUAACGUUGCCUUGUUUCUCCUAUUUUUACGACGCCUUUUUCCAGGCGUCGCUUACGUAAGGUUGUUCUUUUCUAAUGCAUUUUCAGAGCAAUACCUAUAGUGAUCGUGUUCGUGAGUUUUGAACGAUAUCUUAGAACGUUUCUGACCCCGUAUUGUAAGUGAUAAGUAGUGUAGCGAGCGCCCGGCAGGGGGCGCCGCGGUCGACCUGGUUCACGCUCGUGAUGCGUCGAUAUAAUUAAAUGUAUUUUCUUUUGUUUCAUCCACUGACACUGUUGGGCGGUCGGAUGUCUUGGCGCCGUGAGAGUCAGGCUCGGUAGGAUCGUCGCUGGAUAAGGAUACGGAUAAAGGAUAGACCGGACAGCCGCCUGUCCGUAGCGGACGGAACCCGGGACGGACCGCCUCUAGACGAUCACGGACCCAAGGGUAUGCUUUUUGAAAUUAUUGCCAAAAUAAUAUUGUUGAGUGCACGCUCUCGAGCCGAGACAUUAAUGUUUGUUUGAGACCCUCUUUUACUGACACCGACGUGGCUUCUCGAUGUCUCCUCGUCGUAGGGCUUCGCUCGGCCCACAGCUCAGUACACUUUGCCUUACUUCAGCGAACGCACGCCUUUGGCGUUAAAUAGUUGGCGACGAUGUUAGUCAAUCAUGUUGCGUAUAAAAAGCAAUAAAUAAAGUGUAGUUUGCUAGCGGGCCGCACCUCGGCGUAGGUGCUAGCGCAUUGUAAUCAAGUCUUGAUAGCAAUGCGUGGUGCCUACGCGUUGAGGUACUAGAUCUAGACCUAACAUGUACUGUGGAGCAUGCUUUAAGCUUUCUCUAGACCGCGCAUACUCACUAGUUCGAAGACUGAAUCCGACAAGUUUAUAUUUCCAUAUUUUUAUAUCCUUUGACGUAUCGCGGACUGUAACUACGAAAGGACAAUGUAAAGUUUUAAAUGUAUUAUCACUGUUUGUGAAUAUUCUUGUACUGUUGUGUAAUGAACUCAAUAUUAAAUCACAAAGUUGUAGCCUAGAACAGAUGGAGCUGUUGACAUUGAUAUCAUAGUUGUAAUGUGUGACGAUUUAAUGUAAUUUAGUGAAACUGGAUGUGCAUUCCAAAGACCAACAGUUUGAUGGACUACAAUAAAUUCUUUUAAAUUAGAA